This is a messenger RNA of Harpia harpyja (harpy eagle), 1017 nucleotides long. RefSeq lists its product as uncharacterized. The record is from RefSeq and is a predicted model, not a curated record. The coding region runs from base 611 to 943 and encodes 110 amino acids. NCBI's taxonomy places the organism in Eukaryota, Metazoa, Chordata, Aves, Accipitriformes, Accipitridae. The transcript is spliced from 2 exons.
CCAGGGUCAGCCCACCACACACAUCCUUGUCACAUCCCCUGCCGUGUCCCCAGCCACGUCCCAGCCAUGUCCCCUGCCACAUCCCCACCAUGUCCCCACCGCGUCCCCAGCCGUCCCCUCCGCCGCAGGUGGCCGUCGUCCCCCAGGAGCCGGUGCUCUUCUCCCACUCCCUCCGGGGGGAGUGGAGCCGGGCGCAGCUGGUGGUGGCAGCCCACCAGGCGGGUGCCCACACCUUCAUCACCCGCCUGCCCCUGGGCUAUGACACAGGUCGGAGGUGUGUCCCCCUCCUCGACGUCCCUGUGUCCCCGCGGUCCCUGGUCCUGGUGUCCCCAGGUCCCUGGCACCUGGGUUCCCUUGGCCGCCAGUCCUGGUGUGCCCUUGGUCCCUGGUCCCCAUGUCCCCUGGGUCCCCACUCCCCACAGCCCCCUGGUCCUGGGGGGGGUCCCCAAUCCCAGCGUCCUGUGGGUCCCUGAUCCCCAUGUCCCCUCUGUCCCCACACCCCGGGGGUCCCCACUGACGAUGCCGCCCGCCGCAGGUGGAGCAGGAGAUCUUCGGAGCCGCAAGGGCCGGGUGCGCGGAGCUGCUGGUGACAGGGCAGGUGGCCCUGGCCAUGCGGGCGCAGCGGGUGGCCGUGCUGGAGGGGGGACGACUGCACGAGCUGGAGUCCCCCAAGGAGCUCCUGCGCCCCGGCAGCCGCUACUGGUGCCUGCUGCAGGGCGGGGGACAAGGGGGGACAGCGGGGGACGGGGACACGGGGAAGGAGGGGGACGGACAGCGGGAGCUGGGGAUGGGGACAGCAAGGGAUGGGGACAGUGGGAGCCAGGAUGGGGACACUAAGAGAUGGGAUGGGGACACCAAGAGCAGGGAUGGGGACACCACAAACCAGGAGAGAGACAGUGAGAGCAAGGAUGGGGACGGCAAAAAUUGUGACAAGCCACCAUGACAGCUGUGACGGGGAGCAGGGGUGCCAGGCUGGGCACACUGCCAUAUCCCUGCUGUGUGACGGUGACCGGGCUG